Messenger RNA from Spodoptera littoralis (African cotton leafworm), 2541 nucleotides. NCBI's taxonomy places the organism in Eukaryota, Metazoa, Arthropoda, Insecta, Lepidoptera, Noctuidae. The record is from the annotation of a GenBank genome assembly.
AUGGAGGUGUUUAACAAGUUCUAUUCGUCAGUUAGUAACACAGUUUCGCAAUUAUCUGGUGUUUUGCCUGGAAAUCCUGUGACAAGAGAGUUUGAGGCGACACAGUUCAUAGCGAGCGCUGGUCCAGGUCUAUUAUGGAAGAUAUACAAAGGCUACAAAAAAUCCACAAAGCAGGAAGCGUCAAUAUUUCUCUUCGAAAAGAAAUAUUUGGAAAGAUGGUCCAAACCAGACAGAGACAUUAUGCUGGAUACUCUAAAACGGGGCAUCAUACAGUUGACAAAGUUACGGCAUCCGCAAAUUCUUACGGUACAACACGGACUGGAAGAGAGCAGAGAGAGUCUUGCGUUUGCAACGGAACCGGUGUUCGCAAGUUUAGCUAACGUACUUGGUAAUACGGAGAACAUGCCGCAACCAACACCCAGUCACUUAGUCAACUAUAAACUUUACGAGCUUGAGAUUAAGUAUGGAUUAAUGCAAAUAGCUGAAGGAUUAUCGUUCUUACACAAUGAUGUAAAGCUUCUCCACCACAACAUAUGCCCUGAGUCUAUCAUAGUGAACCAGCAAGGAGCUUGGAAGAUAUUUGGUUUCGAUUUCUGCAUUGCUAACCAAAGUCAGUCAGGGUCUGCUCCAUUCUGGCCGUUCAAUGAGUACUGUCCUGCUAUGCCGGCCCUAACCCAACCAGUUCUUGAUUAUUUGGCUCCGGAGUAUGUUCUAUCUGCUACUCACUCUCCUGCCAGUGACUUAUAUUCUCUAGGUAUGGUGAUAUACGCUCUGCAUAGCACUGGACAUCAGACUUUGGGUAAUGUAGGCAAUGACUAUGGGAAAUUCAAGAGAUUUGUGAACGAGAUCAGAAAUCUGCCGCCUUCAAGGUUAUCUUGUGUAACUGAUGGCUUGAGGGAAUAUGUGAAGCUUCUGUUGAAUGCUACGCCAGAGCUAAGGCCAGAUCCUCAUCAGUUUUUGAAAAUUCAGUAUUUUGAAGAUGUAGGUGUGAAGACCCUCAAUUACUUAGACUCUUUAUUCCAAUGGGACAACCUCCAGAAGUCUCAGUUCUACAAAGGUUUACCACAGAUCAUACAAAAGAUGCCGCAUCGUAUCUGCAUCUAUCGUAUACUGCCAUGUCUUACCAAAGAGUUCGUAAACCCGCCCAUGGUUCCUUUCGUCCUCCCCAACGUAUUACUCAUCGCUGAAAACUGUACGAAAGAAGAGUAUGUAAAAUACGUACUCCCUGUUCUGAAACCUGUGAUGAUGAUCCAAGAUCCUAUACAGAUCCUCUUAAUCUUUAUGCAGAAAAUGGAAUUACUUUUGAAGCUGACUCCAGGAGAGGAAGUCAAGUCGGAUAUAUUGCCGAUGUUGUACAGGGCGUUGGAAUCGGAUGCCCAACAGAUUCAAGAGCUAUGUUUGUCAGUACUACCAACAUUUGCGUCUCUGAUAGAUUACCCCGCGAUGAAGAAUGCUCUCCUGCCGCGAAUAAAGAAAUUGUGUUAUAAUACGAAUUAUAUAUCGGUGAGAGUAAACUGUCUACUGUGUUUGGGUAAAUUGUUGGAGCAUUUGGACAAAUGGUUGGUGUUGGACGAGAUUAUACCGUUCUUGCCGCAAAUACCUUCAAGGGAACCGGCUGUGCUUAUGGGGAUUCUAGGUAUCUACAAAUUAGCCCUCAGUCAUUCCAAGCUAGGCAUCACCAAGGAGGUGAUGGCAACGAAGGUACUCCCGUUCCUCAUUCCUCUCUGCGUGGAGAACGGCCUCACUCUGAACCAGUUCAAUGCCCUCAUCACGUUGGUGAAACAGAUGAUAUCCAAAGUGGAGACUGAGCAUAGAGCCAAGCUGGAACAACUUAAUUCUAUUAAUAAUGAGUCUAAGAUAAUGGAGCAAACAAUGUCUCCAUCACCAGACACGCUGGUUGCGGCACCGGCACCACCUUCAGACCUGGACAAGAUGUUCACUGGGCUCGGCAUAGACCCCUUCUCCUUCAACCAGCCACCCAGCAAGGAGAAGGACCCACCAGCCCUGCCUGCUGUCAGCAAUAAUGGGAGACUUACCAUUGAGGAUAAACAGAGGAUAGCGCAGCAGCAGGAAAACGUCCGAAAGUUCUCGAACCAGCAACAACCGAAAGCUCUUCCUCCGCCUCGGAGCACUGCCUUGACACAUAAACCAGUGGACUUGGCCGCGACACUCUUACAAUCCAACCUGAACCAACUCUCCAAACCCAUCCCCUCUUCAGUAUCAAACCCUGCCCCCCCAAGCCAGGGCAUGGCACAACUACCCAACACACAUUUCAGCACCACAGGCAUGACAAACACCAAUUUCGGUUUCCAAAACCAAUUCAAUGCGUUUGACAACCAACCGGCUUUGCCAACCAAUUGGAACGCACCACCUUCAGGUAACUUUAACAAUAAAUGGGCCAAUAACCAGAAUCAGGCUCAGGCUAAGAAACAGGAUUGGUCGGCAUUCGAAUCUCUAUUACCUACCCCUAACAAUAAUACGCCGUCAAAUAGUAACACAAAGAAACUGUCAGACAAUGAAAUGAUGGAUCUGCUGAGCUAA